Ustilaginoidea virens is the source of this 888-nucleotide messenger RNA. RefSeq lists its product as uncharacterized. The transcript has a single exon. Lineage: Eukaryota; Fungi; Ascomycota; Sordariomycetes; Hypocreales; Clavicipitaceae. The record is from RefSeq and is a predicted model, not a curated record. Gene Ontology annotation, molecular function: 2-methoxy-6-polyprenyl-1,4-benzoquinol methyltransferase activity. Bases 1 to 888 code for a protein of 295 amino acids. Gene Ontology annotation, biological process: ubiquinone biosynthetic process.
AUGCUGCCCCAUCCAAGGACAGCCUGUCGCUGUCGCGCCUUGGCAUCGUCAAGCACAAGCCGGCCUGGCUGGGUGGCUGCUUCGCCGACGCAAAGCCGCCGGGGCCCGCCGAUCCGCCGCUCCCGCUCGACGUUUUCUUCCGUCAACCCCCAGGAGGUCUCGCACUUCAAUGCCCUCGCCUCCGAGUGGUGGGAUCCGCACGGGUCCUCCAGGCUCCUGCACCUGAUGAAUCCCGUCAGGCAAGACUUCAUCCGCGGCUGCCUGCAGUCCCAGCCCGAGACCCGCGCCUCCAACCUGCGCGACGCCUCCCUCACCUACCUCGACGUCGGCUGCGGAGGCGGCAUCUUUGCCGAAAGCGCCGCGCGGCUGCCCACGACAAGGACGGUGACGGCCAUCGACCCGAGCCCCUCCGUCCUGGCCGUGGCGAGAGCCCACGCGAACAAGGACCCGUCGCUGCGCGGCAAGCUCCUGUACAGACAGAGCUCCAUCGAGCAGCUGCCGGUUCCCCAGCGUGACGGCGACCGGUACGACCUCGUCAGCUUGUUCGAGGUGAUUGAGCACGUGGACGAGCCGGGCCCGUUCCUGCAAAGGAUUCAGCCCUUCGUCAAGCCCGGCGGCUGGCUGGUCAUGAGCACCAUUGCCAGGACGUGGACGAGCUGGCUCACGACCAACCUGGUGGCCGAGCAUCUUUUGCGAAUCGUUCCCCCGGGAACCCACGACUGGAACAAGUACAUCAACCAGGAGGAACUGCGGCGGUUCUUCCUGGGCAAGGGCUGGGAUAGCCCCAGAGUCAUGGGCGUCAUGUACAUUCCCGGGCUGGGCUGGCGCGAGGUUCGCGGAGGCGAAAAGGUUGGCAACUACUUUUUUGCCGUGAGACGGAGCAACUAG